This is a messenger RNA of Cetraspora pellucida, 144 nucleotides long. The record is from the annotation of a GenBank genome assembly. Lineage: Eukaryota; Fungi; Glomeromycota; Glomeromycetes; Diversisporales; Gigasporaceae.
AUGUCAGAAGUUUUUACUGGAUAUCCACCAUAUCAUGAUAUUCCGCACGAUGAAAAUUUACCUCAAGACCAACCAACUGCUAAUGAAUUAGUUAAUGUGCUGCAUGUAUCUCCUGUGAGAUAUAAAUCUCCCAAAAUCCCUUAA